This is a messenger RNA of Musca vetustissima, 768 nucleotides long. Its product is annotated as serine protease SP24D-like. The coding region runs from base 1 to 768 and encodes 255 amino acids. Gene Ontology annotation, biological process: proteolysis. The transcript is spliced from 2 exons. Lineage: Eukaryota; Metazoa; Arthropoda; Insecta; Diptera; Muscidae. Gene Ontology annotation, molecular function: serine-type endopeptidase activity. The record is from RefSeq and is a predicted model, not a curated record.
AUGACAUACGCACGUUUCUCCAUAGCUGUUGUUGGCCUAUGGGCCGUAUGUAGCACCGGUAUUUUGGGCCAGCCGGCAUCACGUAUUUGGGGAGGUGAGGAUGCUCUAAACUUUGAAUUUCCAUUUGCGGCCUCUGUGCGUUUGGAUCAGGCUCAUAUAUGUGGCGGAACGAUUAUUGGAACAAAACACAUUUUGACAGCUGCCCAUUGUGUUGUGGAAAAAGAAAAAGUAAUCUCCCCUAAACGUUUGUCGGUGCGUGUUGGCAGCACCAAUCAAUUUGCCGCUGGCAAAUUGGUCGAUGUUGAAUCUGUUAUUGUCAAUCCCAAUUAUUCUGGUGUUAAAAAUAAUUUGGCUGUUUUAAUUUUGGAAACCAAAUUGGAAUGGACUAGUCGCAUUCGCGGUAUUUCCCUCCCCACGGUAGAUGAUGAAUUCCCAGCUGCCGGCACCAAAGUCGUGGUUGCUGGUUGGGGUAAACAAUUGAAUUCGGAUUCAGCUUUUAAAUUGAAUUCUUACCGAUUCACUGUUGCCACGGAAGAAGUGUGCAAAGAUGCAUAUAGCGAGCUAGACAGUUCCGAAUUUUGUAUGGCUCAUGGCUUGCAGGAGGGUAGCUGUAAUGGUGAUGCUGGUAAUGGAGCUGUUGUCUUUAAUAGGCUGUUUGGUGUUACUAAUUUCGUUGUUGGUGCCUGUGGUUCCCGUUAUCCGGAUGUAUUUACCAAUGUUACCCAUUAUGUUCCAUGGCUAGAGUCGAUUGUUGGCGAUGAUUUUUGA